AUGGUUCCCCCAAUUGGGCGUCCUGGCCAUGACGGUCCCGCACUGGCAGCUGGUCUCGCGACGAGUCGCGGAGCAGCAUGGGCAACGUCCAGCUUCUCUCAGCGGACAGACUUGGGCGAAUUGCAACGAGACAGCGGUAUCUCUCCAAUGCUGAACGACGGCCUGUUCAGCAGCAGCCAUGGCUCAUGGGACCAUCAGCAGCGGCAAGAUGAUGCCGCGUUUUCUUCCGUCCCACCUGCGUUGCUUCUGGUGGACGCAUUGGGCGUAUUUGCCGCUCAGGACGUCUGUGCCGUCCAAUACGGCCAGCAGCUGUUUCGGUGGCCGCAUUUGCCGGGCAUGUCUGCAGGCCGCCCGCAUGGCGAGGCGACUGAGGUCACCGCCAUUGUGACCGCGCUGUCGCUGGGGAGCGCGCGGUCGGGGGCGACGAUGUUGCUGUUGUUGCACCUGGAGCAGGCGUGGUGGUGUUGUACAUGGCCGCACGCUUUUCUUGACGUCGAGCGAGGGCGCGACGACGACGUGCAGGCGCAUCCGCAUCAGCAUCUGCGAGCGCCCUGUCAGUGUCGGCCAUGUCGUCCCCUGCUCACGCAAACGGGCGCCCGGGGCCCCCAGCGGCAGGUGAGCCCCGGCGCACUGAUGCCUCGUCGCCAGUCGCCAGUCGCCAGCAUUAGAUCGCGCGCCCGCUGUGCUACACGUGCAACCCGCCGCCAGUUCACGACGGUCGCCUGCCCGGCGCGUCAGAAAAGUCUCUCCGCCGCACUUGCACGCGGUUUUGCGAAGACUUCAAACCCGUGCGGCCGCGCGAGUCAACUGCGCGCAGAGAGCAAAGAGGCUCCAGAUCGCCCACCGCCCUCAUCUCUACGCCCCGGGCGCAGCGCAAUUGAGCCUGCAUCCCAGCAUUCCUCUGCUCCCACUAUUGACGGACGCCUAUUUCACGGGAUUCCGGCCAGACGAGAAGGCGAUCGCUCGGCACGCUCGGCGCAAGUGAAAGAGUGCAGGGAGAUUCGCAGCGCUCGUGAAACUAUCCCCCCUUCGUCAUCAAAGGCCCGAAUUCUCUGCUGCCCCAAGCGCACCGGCCACUUCUUUCCCGUCCACCAAGACCGCUUCUGUGGCCCAUCUGCAGGCCCAUUCGCACCCAUCGGCGAACAAGCUCGUCCCAACCGACCUCUGCUAGCCUACCAGACAUCGCGCUCUGAUUUCCGCACCCUUUGA
Parastagonospora nodorum SN15 is the source of this 1209-nucleotide messenger RNA. RefSeq lists its product as hypothetical. Bases 1 to 1209 code for a protein of 402 amino acids. The record is from RefSeq and is a predicted model, not a curated record. The transcript has 4 exons. NCBI's taxonomy places the organism in Eukaryota, Fungi, Ascomycota, Dothideomycetes, Pleosporales, Phaeosphaeriaceae.